CCACGGCAGGAAGGACCACCGUGUCCUUUCACUCUUCGCCGCCGCACAUGUAGCCUCUCCCCAUUCUCUGCCAGCUUGCUAUACCAGCACUGACAGCGACCAUGCGUCCCCAUACCAUUCUCUCCUCCGCCGUGGUGGCAGCCCUCACCAUAGCGGGCACCGUCGAAGGAGCUCGAAGGCCCGCCAACAGCGUCCUGCUCUCCAAUGUCCAAAUCCUCACCCUCCGACAGGGCAAAGAAACAAGCCACCGACGUGUCUCAGCUAUACCCCAGCUUGAGUGCGUCGGUGGCAAUGCGAAAGGCCUCUACGAGGUCGACGUGAUGCGCUGCAAGAACGCAGGCUCCGACUACGACGACGACAACGUUCAAUGGACCUGUACCGCGUCCCUCCCCGAAGACUUCAAGCUCGGCUCCACCGACGUCGUCUGCGAGGGCUACGAAUCCCCCGACGACCCCUACAUCCUCAAGGGCAGCUGCGGCGUCGAAUACCGCCUCAUCCUCACCGAGAAAGGCGAAGAAAAAUACGGGAAGAAGAAGCCCGGGUGGUUCAGUGAGCCUACGAAAGGCAAGCCACAGGAAGACAAUCACACCCAAGACAAUCACACCCUAGACAACGCCGGCGCCCGUUUCGUCGCCGCCCUCUUCUGGCUCAUAUUCUGCGCCGUAGUCAUCUACAUGAUCUACUCCGCCUUCUUCGCGCGCGGAGGAGGGACUCGACAACCCGAGACUCAUACGCCUAAUUACGGCGGUGGAGGAGGAGGAGGCGACGAUGAUCCACCACCGCCGUACGACUACCGCCCUUCACCAAAGCCUCAGCAUAGAACCUAUACCCGACCGAGAACAUACACUCAACCACAGCCCGCUCCGCAACCGGGAAACGCUUGGCGCCCUGGUUUCUGGACGGGCACUGGCACAGGAGCUGCAGCAGGAGCGGCGGCAGGGUAUGCGGCGGGCAGGGCGACGAGGACGGAGCCAGCUCCACCGACGAGGAGCGCCCCGAGCCCGCCGGCGCCGCGGGGUGGUGGUGGCGGUGGCGGAUGGUUCGGUGGUGGGGAGAGCAGCUCCACUAGGAGCAGCUCGGCCAGGUCUGGCUCAUCAGGCUCGUCGGGUCCUGCUCCUUCGACGACGAGACAUGAGAGCACUGGCUUUGGCUCUAGCAGACGGAGAUAGGUUACAUUAACAUGAACUGAAUGAAUCGG
Molecule: messenger RNA, 1198 nt
Organism: Mytilinidion resinicola
Lineage: Eukaryota; Fungi; Ascomycota; Dothideomycetes; Mytilinidiales; Mytilinidiaceae
Exons: 2
Coding region: 102-1169 (355 amino acids)
Biological process (GO): regulation of store-operated calcium entry
Cellular component (GO): endoplasmic reticulum membrane
Source: RefSeq, a predicted model, not a curated record